CACCUAUCGUCAUGACGGCCUCUCCGGAUUACUUGGUGGUGCUUUUUGGGAUCACUGCUGGGGCCACCGGGGCCAAGCUGGGUUCGGAUGAGAAGGAGCUGAUACUGCUGCUGUGGAAAGUCGUGGACCUGGCCAACAAGAAGGUGGGACAGCUGCAUGAAGUACUCGUUAGACCAGAUCAGUUGGAACUGACGGAAGAUUGCAAAGAAGAAACGAAAAUAGACGCCGAAAGCCUGUCCUCGGCGCCGCAGCUGGACCAAGCCCUUCGACAGUUCAACCAGUCGGUGAGCAACGAGCUGAACAUUGGGGUAGGAACUUCCUUCUGUCUCUGUACCGAUGGGCAGCUUCAUGUCAGGCAGAUCCUGCAUCCCGAGGCUUCCAAGAAGAAUGUGUUGCUUCCUGAAUGCUUCUAUUCAUUUUUUGAUCUUCGAAAAGAAUUCAAGAAGUGUUGCCCUGGCUCACCUGAUAUUGACAAACUGGAUGUUGCAGCAAUGACAGAAUGUUUAAACUUUGAGAAGAACAGCUCAGUCCCCCGAUAUGGAGCCUCUCAAGUUGAAGAUAUGGGGAACAUAAUCUUAGCCAUGAUUUCAGAGCCUUAUAAUCACAGAUUUUCAGAUCCAGAAAGAGUGAAUUACAAAUUUGAAAGUGGCACUUGCAGCAAGAUGGAACUUAUUGAUGAUAACACUGUAGUCAGGGCACGAGGUUUACCAUGGCAGUCUUCGGAUCAAGACAUUGCGAGAUUCUUCAAAGGACUCAAUAUUGCCAAGGGAGGUGCCGCACUUUGUCUGAAUGCUCAGGGUCGAAGGAAUGGAGAAGCUCUGGUUAGGUUUGUAAGUGAGGAGCACAGAGACCUAGCACUGCAGAGGCACAAACAUCACAUGGGGACGCGGUACAUUGAGGUUUACAAAGCAACAGGUGAAGAUUUUCUUAAAAUUGCUGGUGGUACAUCCAAUGAGGUAGCACAAUUUCUCUCCAAGGAAAAUCAAGUCAUUGUGCGCAUGCGAGGGCUGCCUUUCACAGCCACUGCUGAAGAAGUGGUGGCCUUCUUUGGACAGCAUUGCCCUAUCACAGGGGGGAAGGAAGGCAUUCUGUUUGUCACCUACCCAGACGGUAGGCCUACAGGGGAUGCUUUUGUCCUCUUUGCUUGUGAAGAAUAUGCACAGAACGCAUUGAGGAAGCAUAAGGACUUGUUGGGUAAAAGAUACAUUGAACUCUUCAGGAGCACAGCAGCGGAAGUUCAGCAGGUGCUGAAUCGAUUCUCCUCGGCCCCUCUCAUUCCACUUCCAACCCCUCCCAUUAUUCCAGUACUACCUCAGCAGUUUGUGCCUCCUACAAAUGUUAGAGACUGUGUACGCCUUCGAGGUCUUCCCUACGCCGCCACAAUAGAGGAUAUCCUGGACUUCCUGGGCGAGUUCUCUACAGAUAUUCGUACACACGGGGUUCACAUGGUAUUGAAUCAUCAGGGCCGCCCGUCAGGAGAUGCCUUUAUCCAGAUGAAGUCUGCGGACAGAGCAUUUAUGGCUGCACAGAAGUGUCAUAAAAAAACCAUGAAGGACAGAUAUGUUGAAGUCUUUCAGUGUUCAGCUGAGGAGAUGAACUUUGUGUUAAUGGGGGGCACUUUAAAUCGAAAUGGCUUAUCCCCACCGCCAUGUAAGUUACCAUGCCUGUCUCCUCCUUCCUACACAUUUCCAGCCCCUGCAGCGGUGAUUCCUACUGAAGCUGCCAUUUAUCAGCCCUCUGUGCUUUUGAAUCCGCGUGCACUGCAGCCCUCCACGGCCUACUACCCAGCGGGCACUCAGCUCUUCAUGAACUACACUGCGUACUAUCCCAGCCCCCCAGGUUCGCCUAAUAGUCUUGGCUACUUCCCUACAGCUGCUAAUCUUAGCGGUGUCCCUCCACAGCCUGGCACGGUGGUCAGAAUGCAGGGCCUGGCCUACAAUACUGGAGUUAAGGAAAUUCUUAACUUCUUCCAAGGUUACCAGUAUGCAACCGAGGAUGGACUUGUACACACAAAUGACCAGGCCAGAGCUCUGCCCAAAGAAUGGGUUUGUAUUUAAGGGUCCCAGCAGUUAGACCAUCCUCAGAAAAGAAGUGUUUGAAAGAUAUAUGGUGAUCCUGAAGCCAUCAGACACAAGAGAACUUCUGGCAACUUCAGGAGAAGUUUGUCUACCCUCAGGCUGCAGUAUUUUCAGCAAACAUGAUUGGACAGCAGGCCUGUACCUUAUCUUUUGGUGGAGUGAAAAAUUUGAGCCAGUGAAGCCAAAUCCAUGUAGCAAGCGGCUUUCAGCCCAUCUGGACCCUUGCUGAUUGCAAACAGGCAUUUAAAAUGUGAAUCUGAAAUCAAACGUCUCCAUUACUUCCAGCUAAAGUGGAACCAUAGGUGUUUCCUAAGUUUUAAUUCUUGGAUACAAAAAUACUCCACUAGUGUCUGCCACCUGCACCGUGAACUCUUGUUAUAGAAGCUUCCUUUCUGUGCAUUCCCGCUCUUUGCUCUCCAUCUCCUUUUGUCUUGCACAGUGAUGCUGUCUUGCUAAGUAUUUCAGGCAUAUGGUCUUGGAAUACUUAAAUUGCCAACUUAAGAAAGGGAAUAAAACUAAUAUUUGCCCAGUCUCUUGGCCAUGAUAUCUUAUAGUAAAAAGACAAAAUGAUUUUUUUAAACACCUGCGGACAAAUUAGAAUAGUGUACCCUUCACAAAACACACAUAGUUAAGUUUGGGUCUUUUUCUCAGCAGGUACCAGUUGUAAAUAAGAAUGAAGUAGGGGCCAAAACAAAAACCAAAAAUGAAGCAGCUACAUGUCGUUAGUAAUUUCUAGUUUGAACUGUAACUGAAUAUUGUGGCUUCGUAUGUCUUAUUUUAUAUUGUACUUUGUUCAUUAUUGAUCGUUUGGACUUUAAUAACAGAAAUUCCAUAGAUUUUAAUGUCACAAGAAAUAAGACUAUUUGAACAGUGUAUUCUAGAAAGCAAUAUACUAACUGAAGUGAAUGCUUGUAUAUAUUAAGAUAGCCUUAAACCUCUUUCUCUAAUGCCUUAACUGUCAAACAAUUACAACUUUUAAAAGCAUAGAGCAAUAGGUAGCCUGCUAGACUGAGAGGCAAACACUAUGCCGUUAGCACAGCUGCUGAUGUCAGUGUUUAGCACUGUGAGUUUAGCUGUGUUUAUGCUACAAAAGUGCAAUAUUAGACUCUAGCUAGCUAGGACUGCUGCCUCAUGUACUCCAAAGAGGAAGACAGGAUUUGAUUAAGUGCACAUGUUUCUUUAAGUUACUCAUAUUGUCCUUUGGUUGGAUGCAAUGCCGUGCUAUUUUUAUUUGCUUAACAUUAAUUUGAUGAACACCUUGGACAGCCAAACAUUACCCCUCUACCUGGCCAGCAGUGGACCUUGCUUGCAGUGAGGGUUAAAGAAGAUAACCAUUUUUUGUAUGUGUGAAAAUUGGUGAUAACUGGCACUUAAGAUCAGAAAUAAGGUUCUUUAUACUUAAUGCCUUAAGAUGCUCUUUGCCCAAACUCUGACUUUAAGAUAGGCAGUAAAACCACAAUACUACUGAGGUUUUGUAGAAUUGUUACAUUUGAUAAUAAAACUCACCUGUUUAAUCUCA
Molecule: messenger RNA, 3597 nt
Organism: Oryctolagus cuniculus (rabbit)
Lineage: Eukaryota; Metazoa; Chordata; Mammalia; Lagomorpha; Leporidae
Gene: ESRP1
Product: epithelial splicing regulatory protein 1
Molecular function (GO): RNA binding
Source: RefSeq, a predicted model, not a curated record